Messenger RNA from Oryzias melastigma (Indian medaka), 4302 nucleotides. It is a transcript of the gene anln, whose product is annotated as anillin, actin binding protein. Gene Ontology annotation, biological process: mitotic cytokinesis; actomyosin contractile ring assembly; septin ring organization. The coding region runs from base 284 to 3718 and encodes 1144 amino acids. Gene Ontology annotation, cellular component: actomyosin contractile ring. The transcript has 24 exons. Lineage: Eukaryota; Metazoa; Chordata; Actinopteri; Beloniformes; Adrianichthyidae. The record is from RefSeq and is a predicted model, not a curated record.
UAUUUUUUAUAUUUACCUCCUCAGUGAUUGGCUGAUCGACCAGCACUCCUCAGAUCAGCGCUGUGAUUGGUCCCGAAGCGCGCCUCAACAGUCAGCGCCUGCGCAGUGACCGCAGCGCUGAAAUUCAAAUUUGAACAGACGUUGUUUUGAACAGAAGAGCAGCAGUGACGGAGAGAGACGCAAGGAGCGUGGGGACAGUCUGUGCUUCUGUGCAAGAUUUUAUUAAGAAAUACUUUGUUUGAAAGAAAGAAAAAACAUUUUCAAGCGAGGUCUACUGCCAAAAAUGGACCCGUUUACUGAGAAACUACUGGAGCGGACUCGAGCUCGCAGGGAGAACCUGCAGAAAAAACUGGCCGAGAGGCCGACUGCUGCCAGCAGACAGAUGGUCAAAAGACCCCGGGAGCCUCUGACCGACACCAAGAACAUCAGCAUCAGCGUGGCCGUCCCUGAAACAGUUGUGCAGGUUUCGUCCAAGCCCUCCCCUUCAAAGCGAAGGUGCUCUGAGGAAAAUGCUCAACCUUCAGUCAAUGAGGAGAAUCGAGAGCCGGUGGUUCCACGAGCUGGAGCUCCUGAGCUCCCAGAUCCUCCCACAGACAAGAAACCCCCCAUAGGUCCUGCUGGGAUUCGGUAUUCCCUGGAGAAGGCUGCAGCUCGGCCUGCGGUCCAGUCUGAACCUCUGAAGCAGCCGGAGUCGGAGAAGACGCCUGCUCCUCCUGAUCUUUCGAGCAGCAGAGAGGCUCACGUGGAGGCUACGGGUUCAGUUCAUCAAAGAAUGGAGGAAGAUGCAGCUCCUGCUGGAGGCAUGAAAUCGCGACUGCAGCAGUUGGCAGAACAGAGAAAGUGUUGGGAUGGCAUCGCCGAUGCAGACUGCACACCUGUGUUGCUGGUGAAGAGGGACGGUGAAGUUGCACCUCCUGCUGCUCCAGCCCCCUCUUCGGACAUGGCUGUGGGGCGGAGGGGCAGGCUGGCCAACCUGGCGGCCACCAUCGGGUCCUGGGAAGAUGAUCUGAGUCACGUCAACGUCCCCCGGGAGAAGCCAGCAGCUGCCGUGAACUCCAACAAACCAAAUGUUGGUGCGAACCUCGGCAAACCAAAUGCUACCGUGAACCUGAGCAAACCAACCGUUGCCGUGAGCGCCACAGAAAAGUCCAACUUCAAGCAGGGGGAUGUUCAGUCUCCAGUCAAGCCCAAUCGAGUGAUUCUUCCAAGUUCUCAAAAGGCAGACUUCCCUCCACCAAAACCCACACUUCAGCCAGCACAAAGUCCCCUGAAGAGCUCUACUCGGGGAGCAGCCUCCACAUCAACUACACACAGCGGCUGUUCCUCCUCAGCAUCAGUACCACAGAGCCCCCUGAAGAACCAGAUCCCCUCCAGAGGUCUCAACACCUUCACUCCCCUUCAUGACAAACCCUCUUCUGGCUCGACAGCCCAUCAGGAGAAGCUUCCUGCUGGAACUCCUGGUGUGAAGUCUUUCCUGGAGCGCUUUGGGGAGAGAUGUCAUGAGCGUAUGCAUCAGACCACUCCUGCCAAAGUCCCCCUGCAGCCCCGAGCUCCUGCUGGACCUUCAACAGGCUCACCGAGCACCAAACUGCUCCAGGAGAGGCUCAUGGCUGCUCAGAGCGCCAGCACGGCUACGGCCGACCUCACCUUGCGGCAGAAACUGGAGAGAGAGUCUGAGCUGGCUCAGAUUCGCAGUCGCUUCCAGAAGGGAACCAACAUUUGGAAAAGCAAGACUGAAAAGGAAACAGAGACGGCCAUCAAGGAGCCUGACCAGCGAGUGGAGAGUGACGUCACGGCAGCGCAGCCUCAGAAUGAAGUCAAAGCCCCGUCCAAUGAGGAGCCACAAUCCCCAAAGCGCACCUCUCCAGCAGGUCCUGCUUUGAUGGACAGCCCCCCAGCCUCAACAUCCAGCCCCCUGAAACAAAUCAUCAACGCUGCAGAGAAGAAAGUUGAAGAGAAGAGUGAUGAAACUCCAAAAGAGGAGGAAGAGGAGGUGAUUACAGAGACGGAGAUGAACGUGGACCAGUCCAUUAACUCUGCAGUCAUCAACGACCUCUUCAAUGGCGUGUUGGAGCAGAGUGACGAUGAGGAGGAGGAGGAGGAAGAUCCUUUGAAUAUCUCCUCCAUGUCCCUCCUCAUCCCCCUGGCAGAGACGGUGGCAGCCGUGGUGAAGAGUCCGGAGAGUAAAGUCAUGACGUCCACGCCAGCCAACUCCUUCCUGGUGAAGAACAACCCCCCAGAGAACCCCUGCAGACCCAGCAAGUUCCAGAGAGGAGGAGCGAAACCAGCAACCUCCUCCAGCAGCACAGAGCCUUCAGAGGAAGACCUCAAACUGCCCUACAGCAUCGAUGCCUACAGGUCCACCAGGGUGAAGGAGGCGGAGCGGCCUCACCUGAAGCAGGUGAUCGUCAGGAAGGAGAAUGUCACAGAGAGCGCAGACGAGCCUCGGGGGUCCACUGCCUUCAGCGUCAGGCAGAAGAUGAAGAUUCUGACCAGUGAGGUGAACCUUCAGCAGACGGUGAUCCACCAGGCCAGCCAGGCCCUCAACUGCUGCACCGACGAGGAGCACGGCAAAGGAUCGCAGGUGGAGGCCGAAGCAGAGAGGCUGCUGCUGGUCGCCACGGAGAAGAGGGAGGCCUUAAAGUCAGAGCUGGAGCGUCUGAAAGCAGAUCCAACAGGACAGAAGAAAGCUCCAGAACAGGGCGCCGCGUCCGCCUCCAAGGGCGCCAUCACCCUCCAGGAGCUGCGGCUCCCCCUAAAGGCCGACUUUGUUUGCUCCACUGCUAACAGACCAGAGUCCAAAAAACACUCCUUCUUCAUCCUGAUCCGUGCUGGGGCGGAAGACACCGUGGCCACUCCUCUGGCCAGCACGCACCGCGGCCUCAGUGGAGACACGCUCACCUUCCCCACCAAGUUCAGCAUAUCCGACGUCAGCAGCGACUUUCAAAUCCAGCUGCAGGUUUACUGUCUGGUGCAGAAUCACGAGGUCUGCAGUGAUAAGAAGAAGAAACCCAACAAGUCUAAGAUGAUGUGGAGGCAGGUUCAUGAGGCCCACAGGUUGUGUUUGUCGGCCAUCACUCCAAAGAGGUUCCUCGCCAUCACGAAAAGCGCAAACACACCAGUCAUGGCGAGUCCAGGAGGCCCCAACGCGGUUCGCACCAGCAACUUUGUCCUGGUGGGAUCGCACACGCUCACCCUGUCCUCCAUCGGGAAAAACAAGUUUCCUCUUGAGAAGGUUCCCUUCCUGUGCCCCCUGGAGGGCCACAUCUACCUGAAGCUGCAGUGUGAAGUGGGCUCCAAGGUGGAGGAGAGGGGCUUCCUGACAAUGUUUGAAGACGUGAGCGGGUUCGGCGCCUGGCACAGGAGGUGGUGUGUCCUGUCGGGGUACUGCAUCUCCUACUGGACGUACCCGGACGACGAAAAGAGAAAGAACCCCAUUGGCCGCAUCAACCUGACCAGCUGCACCAGCAAGAGGGUGGAACCGGUCAACCGGGAGUUCUGUGCCCGGCCCAACACCUUUGAGCUGGUCACAGCACGGCCGCAGAGAGAGGGCGACAGGGAGACGCUCGUCAGUCAGUGCACGGACGCGCUGUGCGUCACCACAAACUGGCUGAGUGCCGACACCAAGGAGGAGAGGAAUCAGUGGAUGAAGAAGCUGAACCACAUCCUGCUGGACCUGCGCACGUGGCAGCCGGACGCCUGCAGCGGGCCGGUGUGACCGCCGUGUUUAGGAGUGUCGACAGUUUCCGAGUGCAAUACAUAGAAAACAAACUUUGAAUAAUCGCUCCGUGAGUCACAAGGGAGAAAAAAAAAGCCAUAAGACAUUUCGGAGGAGCAGAGCUUUGGCACUUUUACACACAAAAGCUUGGUUUGCUUGUGCUCACACUGCUUUUUUAUUCAAGCGCUAAUAUUAUGUUUUAAGUAUGAGAUGUGGUUCAAAUAUUGUUGAAUUAAUCUUAAACUUUUUUUUGUCUCCUGCAAGACUAAAACAGCAGGAAGGAGACUUUCUAUUUUAUAUUUUAGCUGUUACAGCUUACGAUCGUCGGAUUUGAGCAGAGGCUUCUGCUUGUCCAGCACUGCGUUGUAUCUGCUUUACUCAUGUCUUUAUAUGUUUUAUUGAGAGGUUGUGCAUGGUUUGUGUGUUUCCUGCAACAGUACAGUGGAUGAGCAGACUUUCAGACUACAGAAACUGCUCAGAUGAUGGUUCGAGUCUAAUUCAGGAACAGACUGCAGGGUUUUGAUGAUAAAAGACUGAGCUUUUUUCACCAUGUUGAGAAUCAAUACAGUUCUUAAAAAAUUAAA